CCCCAUGAAAUUGGUGAUGGGUCUUUCUCUCUGGGUCGGUAUAUCCGUAUUGAUUCUGGAUCUGAACCAGACGAAUAGUGCGGGUUCCACUCAUGGUCCAGGAACCCGAGCGUCUAAGCGACUUCGGAGGCUAUCUGGUGGCAGGGAAGACACUGCCAACUGCUUCACUGCUUCAUCUUUGUCGCUAAUCAAUUAUGUCUGUCGGGUUCAUGCUGCAUCCUAGGCUGCAUCCGUGAGCAAACCGGCCGCUAUCGGAAUCAAGUACGACUAUUUCAUUGAUCAAGGUUUUGCCUUUCAGCGCUCAGCUCGCUGACAAAAGCAUGCCAUCUCACCAUCCAUUACCGACAAUCGCACCUACUAUCCACCCAAGUGGAUGUCUUGUCCGGCCCAUUCAGCUAGCCACUGCAGAUCAUAAGCACUCAAAACACCUAUAUACCUCUCUAGGCCAAAGAGCGGAUCUCCUAGCAUUCUUAUUGGGGAAUUCCCCAACCCUACGACAACCCCGACCCACGACAUCCUAGCCGCCUGUCCACAAUCGCAAAAUCGGCAUCAACAACCCUGCGUG
Messenger RNA from Aspergillus welwitschiae, 565 nucleotides. RefSeq lists its product as uncharacterized. NCBI's taxonomy places the organism in Eukaryota, Fungi, Ascomycota, Eurotiomycetes, Eurotiales, Aspergillaceae. The record is from RefSeq and is a predicted model, not a curated record. The transcript is spliced from 2 exons. Bases 5 to 223 code for a protein of 72 amino acids.